This is a messenger RNA of Trachymyrmex septentrionalis, 2554 nucleotides long. RefSeq lists its product as uncharacterized. The record is from RefSeq and is a predicted model, not a curated record. NCBI's taxonomy places the organism in Eukaryota, Metazoa, Arthropoda, Insecta, Hymenoptera, Formicidae. Gene Ontology annotation, biological process: cell fate commitment; positive regulation of transcription by RNA polymerase II; negative regulation of transcription by RNA polymerase II. Bases 190 to 2382 code for a protein of 730 amino acids. The transcript has 8 exons. Gene Ontology annotation, molecular function: RNA polymerase II cis-regulatory region sequence-specific DNA binding; zinc ion binding; DNA-binding transcription factor activity, RNA polymerase II-specific.
UCCCGCCGGCGAAGCGUCUCUCUCUUUCUUCCGAACAUUCUCAUCAUCGAUCCCGCAAAUAUUACCGAGUGUACGUACUGUCUAUUUAGUGCUAUCUAUUCAAGUGUAUCAGUCUCAGGAACCCAGAGUGUAUUUGGUGCGUCGGGGUGGCAGACUGCGACAACGGGAAAAAUCCGACAUAAAGGUCAAAUGCGACACACAGCGAAUGAGUGGAACUUCCGUUUUAUUCAGGACGUAAUGAAAGAGACAUUGGUAAAGCAAGAGAUCAAAAUGGAAUGGGAUAAUCAUCGUGCGGACGAUAAUUCAUCACAAGUUUCUGGAAAUGAAGUCCAGACAACUAGAAGUCCUCAAAGCGUAAUAACGACUAGAAGACAUGUGAGAACGAUUACGACCGCUGGUCAUAUAACCGAGGGAAUUGCCGAAGUUGAUCCGGAAUCUCCGGAUUCAAAUUCGGUUAGUGGGAGUCUUCAUCAGGGAUUUCAACACAGACAUGAGCAACAUGAACAAGCCCAACAGCGUAAUUUCCAAGAGGAACAGCAGCGAACGCAGCAGCAUUACGUGCAAAUUUCCCAUACGAGCACUGAGAACCAGCAACGACCGACGGAUCAGCAACGUGUCGUUUAUGCUACUAGCAGCGGCCAGGAAGUUCAAGUUGAAGUUUCUGAAGCCUCCGAUGCUACCAUCACACUUACAGUAAAAGAACCGCCCAGAUACGAAACGCCUGCGCCAGAAAGAUUGGAAGUAGAUCGAAUAUAUGCUUACUCCGACGGACAUGAAAUCCGAAGAGAGAACCAUGUGAUCACCGUACAAGUACCGGAUCAUCGGCGAACUCAGCAGGCAGGGCACCAAAGAUUCAGUCCUCCCGAAAAUCAUCAAGCCUCUGGGCCAAACGGAGGAAGAUAUCAAACAUCGCCAGUUCUGACCACGACGGAAGACUAUGACGCCUCGAUCGUUACGCAAUCAGGAUCUACAGUCCACCUUGGAUCACCCGCACCAUAUUCACCGCCAAUCGAUGGUAUACGUGCCGGUCAGCAACAGCUCGUAGCAACGAGUUAUGCCGACGGUGUUGUCAAGUACGAUGCCGAAGCCGCGGCUGCUGCGGAAACCAUCAAAGCUUCUAAUACGUACACCACGCUAGAAACAGUCGCUAUUCCACCCACACAACCCGUUCAAUACACACAGUAUUUAUCUGUUGGCGAGACUUUUCAACAGACGCCAACGUAUAGUUACACCAAGCCAGGAGAGCCUGUGAUCUUGGCAUAUCCACCAGCAGCGCAACUUGGCUCGAGAGUUACCGAGGUAGAAUCAUCUGGCAGCGCAUACAUGAAGAGCGAUCCCACGUUAGCAUCAUCCUUGACCGCCAGCCGAGCGGUUCCCUUACACUACGAACAGCCCGGUUCGCCAAACUCCCAAGUGACUCUGUACAGCACAGGACCGACGUCAUAUCAAUACAUGAAAUCUUCCUCAGGUGAUCCUUAUUGGCCAGGUGGCAGUACUCCUCCUCCCUUGGAGUAUGUCCAGGGUUAUCCAGGCAUCGCUACGAUUUCCGUUAACGAUGCUAACGUGCAGCUCUAUUCCAACUGUAGCGGUGGAUACAGCGUUUCCGCGAGCGGAAAUGGACCAUCUCCUGGGUGGACUACCCUUCCGCUUUCCAGCGCUGAGGAGGGAUUCGAAGGAGUCAUAGCAACUGAACCCAAAGAAUGUGUUAAUUGCGCGGCCAGCAUGACACCAUUAUGGAGAAGGGAUGGCACUGGUCACUAUCUUUGCAAUGCUUGUGGGCUCUACAAUAAGAUGAAUGGCGUCAAUAGACCACCUAUGCGAUGCACCAAACCGAAGCAAUCGGUUGCGCCGGUAAACACUGCUAAUGUACGAAGAACAGGAGUACAAUGUGCAAAUUGUAGGACAAGCAACACAACCCUUUGGAGACGAAACAAUAAUGGUGAGCCAGUCUGCAAUGCGUGCGGCCUUUAUUUUAAGUUACAUAACGUGAAUAGGCCUUUAAGUAUGAAAAAAGAAGGAAUACAGACGCGGAAGAGGAAACCGAAAAAUCAUUCAAACAUCACUGGAAAUCUACCUGGUCCUAGUGGUAUCCACAAGCCCGAUAUCAAGUCCAGUCUACUUGUGGACUCGUUGCAGUUGAAUAUGUACGCAAGCGGCGGUGGGGGUGGUGGAGGGAUCGAAGAACAUUGUCUUCCUGUAACUACACCAACUGGAGCACAAUUAGGACAUGCACACUCACCUCUCGCAUUACCUACCGCCGCCGUGUUGAAUCGUCAAACUACUCUUACCGUGCCGCCACUAGAACCAAUCACUAGUCAAUCCACCAGCGACAUCGCUUCGGUUAUAACGUCAACUACGGCCGCCCAUGCAGAGAAAUCGUGAAUAUCAUUUCUGUUCUGUAGAGUUUGUAGAAAUUCUGUACUUGCCGACCGUAGCUUUAGUAUGAACGUGCAUUGACUUUAUUAUUGGUUUUGACAUCGAAAUAUGUUGAUUAUCAUUGAAAAAGCAAUUGUAUUAAUUGCAAACAGAUGGAAUUAUCCUGUACAAAAAAAAA